AACAAAUACCUAAGUAUGUAUCUCUAGUGAGCAUUGAAAAAACUAUCACUACAAAUAUAACCAAAACCCAAAACCAUAAUGUCGCACAUACUCGCAUCAAAACUCGAUUGCCAAUGUGGUGGAAAAAGCAGUCCCAUCGACUCGGUUAUAGCACCGAUUACUCAGGAACUGAGAUGCAUGCAAAAGGUUCUCAGAAAGGUGAGGCGUAUACAGAUGAUAGAACUUAUCCGAAGGGAAACUGAGAUGUAUGAUGCUGAGUUGAGGGCUCUGAACCUCUCCAUUUGGCAUGAAGAUGGUCAUCGGUUCUGCAAAUGACCUCUAAGGAAAGCACCUCAGUUCCUGAUUUCCAAUAUUCAGUUAGCACUUUUCUCUUGCCGAAAAGUUUACCUUCUUCGAAAGAAGUUAUAUUUCCCAAGUUUAGUUAGCAUCACUUUAAAAUUAAGAUUCAUAUACAUUUCCUU
Molecule: messenger RNA, 461 nt
Organism: Drosophila suzukii
Lineage: Eukaryota; Metazoa; Arthropoda; Insecta; Diptera; Drosophilidae
Source: RefSeq, a predicted model, not a curated record